AUGGUGGUAGAAGAAGGGAGUGUUGUUCAGGUUGAAAAGGAAUUGAAGCACAAGGAUGAAUCAGAAAUGAAAAAAAUUGUGGAUGAAUCAAAUGAUGAAUCACAUAAUUUUGAAAAUAAUAAAGAUACCAAACACAAUGCUUCAGUUGAUUCGGCUAAGGAAGAGGAUUCAUUGUCUGAGUGGUCAGCUGAGGUUAUUCAUGGUGCUUUGGAGGAACAGGCUGGUGAUUCAGUUGUGCAAACUUGCCCUGUUGUUUACUCGGAGAAGGUUUCAUUGUUGAAUGGGGAAGUGCAAGUAAAUAUGAGUGCUCAACUUGAUAUUUCGGAGGCUUCUAAUGUGUCCGAAUCUAAAUUGAAGGAAAAUGGGGAGAAGUUGAAGUCUGCCGAAGAGAAUGUUGUCUUUUCUGCAACUGGUGUGGAUACGGCAUUUGAUAGGAUGGCUGUGGAAGCAAUUGUUCAAUCAGCAUCAAAAUUCUAA
Messenger RNA from Fraxinus pennsylvanica, 477 nucleotides. The record is from the annotation of a GenBank genome assembly. Lineage: Eukaryota; Viridiplantae; Streptophyta; Magnoliopsida; Lamiales; Oleaceae.